AUGGGGGAGCGGGGCGGCGCGUCGGGCUGCCGCCGUCGGAGGCCGGGCGGGCGGCACCAGCCCCAGGGCGGCGGGGGCGGCCCGGAGCAGGACCGGCCGGCCGAGCCCGGGGCGGAGGGGCUGCCCACCGGGGACCGGACCACCCCCCGGGGGCCACCGACGGCGCCGGGACCCGCCCCCGCCCCCGACAGAGACUGGAGGUGCCAUCGGGUACAGGAGUCUCUGUUCAGCUCAGCCAGCGGAUUCAGUAACUACCGGGGCAUCCUCAACUGGUGUGUCGUCAUGUUGAUCUUGGGCAACGCACGACUAUUUUUAGAAAACCUCAUCAAGUAUGGCAUCUUGGUGGAUCCAAUCCAGGUGGUGUCCCUGUUCCUGAAGGAUCCGUACAGCUGGCCCUCCCCCUGCCUGGUCAUCGUGGCCAAUAUAUUCGCCCUAGCCGGGUUCCAGGUGGAGAGGCAGUUGGCAGCGGGCACCAUGACAGAGCGACUGGGGAUUCUGCUGCACACGGCCAACCUCCUCACCAUCCUGUGCUUCCCCGCGGCUGUGGUGCUUCUGGUCCGCUCCAUCACCCCAGUUGGCUCCGUGUUUGCCCUGGGCGUCUACACCAUCCUGUUUCUCAAGAUGUUCUCCUAUCGCGACGUCAACCUCUGGUGCCGGGAGCAGUGGGCCGGCGGCAAGGCAGGCAAAGCCGCCUCCGGGGCCAAGAAGGCCAACGGCGAUGUGGGGUCCGGUGAGGUGAGCUACCCGGACAACCUGACUUACAGAGACCUGUACUACUUCCUGCUGGCCCCCACUCUGUGCUACGAGCUCAACUUCCCACGCUCCCCCCGCAUCCGGAAGCGGUUCCUCCUCCGCAGGCUCCUGGAGAUGCUGUUCUUCAUGCAGCUGCUCGUGGGGCUGAUCCAACAGUGGAUGGUCCCCACCAUCCAGAACUCCAUGAAGCCGUUCAAGGACAUGGAUUACUCUCGCAUCAUUGAGCGGCUCCUGAAACUGGCCGUCCCCAACCACCUGAUCUGGCUCAUCUUCUUCUACUGGUUCUUCCACUCCUGCCUCAACGCAUUGGCCGAGAUCCUGCAAUUCGGAGACCGCGAGUUCUACCGUGACUGGUGGAACGCCGAAUCAGUCACCUAUUUCUGGCAGAACUGGAACAUCCCUGUCCACAAAUGGUGCCUCAGACACUUCUACAAACCGGCGCUGAAGCGGGGGAUGAACAAGUGGUUGGCCCAGAUGGGCGUCUUCCUGGCGUCGGCCUUCUUCCACGAGUACCUGGUGAGCGUGCCGCUCCGGAUGUUCCGCUUGUGCAUAUUCACUGGCAUGAUGGCCCAGAUCCCGCUGGCCUGGGUCGUGGGGCGCUUCCUGCGGGGGAACUACGGCAAUGCCGCCGUGUGGCUGAGUCUCAUCAUCGGGCAGCCCUUGGCCGUCCUCAUGUACGUGCAUGACUACUACGUGCUCAACUACGAGGCCCCCCCGCUCGAGGCCCCCUGACCGGACGAGGAGCGAGCGGGCCGGCCCGCCCGCGGGGGGCUGGCCCUCUCCUGCUCACGCUGCAGGCCGUCCACACGGCUCGUCGGGGGCCCCCUCCGCCCGCUGCCCCCAACGGGCCUCGGGCCGGGGGACCCAAGUCUGCCCCGGACGCUGGAGGAGGGAGAACCCCUCUUGUUGGGGGGCACCCUGAUCACCUGUCCGUCCAUCCGUCCGUCCAUCCCCGCUCCUCUCCCCCCCGCCCAGGGACUUCAGAACGUGCGUCUGUGCCAGGGCCCGCCGGGGUCACCGCCCCCGUCCCCGCGUCUGCCAUAUUUUCAGGGAUUUGGGGGAAGGGUGGACCGUCCGGCCUGGGCGCUUCCCUACCCGUGGAAUUCCCCCUCCCGUGGCCGGGAGAGAGGGAAGAGCUCAGGGGGCCCGGGCACAGUGGGUGAGGGCUGGGGGGGGUCUUACCGCUUGAUUGAUUGAUUGAUUGAUUGUUGACUUUUUAUUGAUUCCACUGUGCUGCGGCCAUGUCUGUCAUUAAAGUGUCGUCCAAAGUG
Molecule: messenger RNA, 2024 nt
Organism: Tachyglossus aculeatus (Australian echidna)
Lineage: Eukaryota; Metazoa; Chordata; Mammalia; Monotremata; Tachyglossidae
Gene: DGAT1
Product: diacylglycerol O-acyltransferase 1
Exons: 17
Coding region: 1-1485 (494 amino acids)
Biological process (GO): triglyceride biosynthetic process
Cellular component (GO): endoplasmic reticulum membrane
Molecular function (GO): diacylglycerol O-acyltransferase activity
Source: RefSeq, a predicted model, not a curated record